This is a messenger RNA of Owenia fusiformis, 366 nucleotides long. The record is from the annotation of a GenBank genome assembly. NCBI's taxonomy places the organism in Eukaryota, Metazoa, Annelida, Polychaeta, Sabellida, Oweniidae.
AUGGCACCCAAAGCAGCAAGCAAAGGAAGCAAGAAGGCGGUCAAGUCUAAAAGACCAGCCGGAGGAGACAAGAAACGCCGAAGGAAGAGGAGAGAAUCCUACAGCAUCUACGUGUACAAAGUCAUGAAGCAAGUGCACCCCGACACUGGAAUUUCCAGCAAGGCCAUGAGCAUCAUGAACAGCUUCGUCAACGACAUCUUCGAGCGUAUCGCCGGGGAAGCAUCUCGUCUCGCCCACUACAACAAGCGAUCCACCAUCACCAGCAGAGAGGUACAGACCGCCGUACGUCUCCUUUUGCCCGGUGAGUUGGCUAAGCACGCCGUCAGCGAGGGCACCAAAGCCGUCACCAAGUACACCAGCUCCAAA